AAACAUACAUUAUAUUAUAUUAUAUUAUAUUGUGGUGGCAAGUAGAAGAUAAAAAAGGUAAAGAUGAUGGGUUUCAGUGGAGAAUCAGAAUCGUUUGUAAACCUGGCGGAAGAUUUGGUGAUUGAAAUUUUGUUGAGAUUGCCGGGAAGAUCUCUGAUGCGAUUCAAGAGCGUGUGCAAAUCAUGGAAUUCCAUAAUCAACAGCUCUUCCUUCAUACACAAACACUUCCUCAUCGAUCGGGAUCCGUAUAUCGUCCUCACAAGCCACGGCGGAAAGUUUGGAACUCGCUUUCUUACUUACGACCAUACUCUCGGAGCAGUGGACGUUGGAGAGAAAAUAUGCGGGAUAGACAAGAAAGGAAGCGGAGGAGUGCCUUGGGACGCCACGGAAUUGUCACCCACACAACCUCGUCAAGGUCAUCUUGAUAACAUUAAUAAAUGGUUAAAACUGGAUUGCUAUUCUUCUUGCAACGGUCUCAUAUUUGUUAAAUACGCUAACAUGGGCAAUAUGGCUGCGUGGUAUAAGUAUGCCUUGUGGAACCCUGCAACUGGAGAAUCAAAGGAAAUCCCAAUUUUUCCUGACCCACCAAGGUUUGGAUAUGGAUAUUCGGAUGAAGAAGAAGAUUAUCCUCAAGAUUUUGGAAUUGGGUUCGAUUCCAAAAAUAAUGAGUACAAACCCUUCUACACUUGCAGCGACAUCGAGCUGGAUGUUAUGGUAAUUAAGAUAUACAGCUUCAAGACAGAGCGGUGGAAGAUCAUAGAAUGCUCUGGUAUUAUUUCGCAUGGAGUACUUUUCGAGGUUGUGAAUUCCGAAGCCGAAGGAAUGUCACACUGGAUAGGAUUCAGCUCCCUUGUUGAUAGAGAAGUGAUUGUUUCGUUCGACAUAAACACUGAAUUGGUUCAAACCACACCCUUUCCUGAUGAUAUUAUUGCUACUUAUACUUAUACUUAUUCUACUUAUUAUCCCUGGAUUCCUAGUUGUCCUUAUCCUUUGCGUUUCAAUGAAUCCCUUGCUCUUGUGGUUACUCAGCUUCACAGCAGCUUUGUGGUAGGAAAAAGUUUUGAUAUAUGGGUUUUAGGUGAAUACGGCAACAAGGAUUCAUGGACUAAGCUAUUUACUAUUGGACCCCUGUCUGCCAGAAUUGAAAGAGUGGUGGGAUUUUGGAGCCAAACCAAGAUAUUCGUGAGCGAGAAUAAUGACAAGGAGGUUGAUGGUAAGGAGGUUAAGCGCACGGUGUUUAAGUACUAUGAUACAGUUACUAAACAAGCGUUAAAACUUCAACCCGUUGAAAAAUAUACAAAUACAAGGGUGCUUAUUUGCCGACAGAGCUUAUUUCCUAUCUCAUGAAAUGACUGAUCGGAAAUGUGCAUUAUUAUAUUUCUUUGUUUUUGUUUUUGUUUCUAAUUUAGCUAUAUGUUAUUUGUUUCUUUUGUUUGUUUGGAUUUUUCAUCUUUGACGUUUUAGUGAGGUCAGAGAUGGUAGUUAUGUCUUGUUCAUCGAACUUUUUUGUAUUUUUUUAUUUAUUUUUAAUUUAAUUUUUACUUGUUUGAGCUGA
Messenger RNA from Ziziphus jujuba (common jujube), 1555 nucleotides. RefSeq names its product putative F-box protein At3g21120. Gene Ontology annotation, molecular function: protein binding. The record is from RefSeq and is a predicted model, not a curated record. Lineage: Eukaryota; Viridiplantae; Streptophyta; Magnoliopsida; Rosales; Rhamnaceae. Bases 64 to 1347 code for a protein of 427 amino acids. The transcript has a single exon.